Salvelinus fontinalis (brook trout) is the source of this 3274-nucleotide messenger RNA. Its product is annotated as NEDD4-binding protein 2-like 1. The record is from RefSeq and is a predicted model, not a curated record. Lineage: Eukaryota; Metazoa; Chordata; Actinopteri; Salmoniformes; Salmonidae. The transcript has 5 exons. The coding region runs from base 541 to 999 and encodes 152 amino acids.
UAGGCUGUCCAUAUUUAAUUGUUUUACAUUUAUGCUACAUAUAGCCUACCUAGCAUGUUGUUUUUGAGGCAUUUUAUUAUGUGUUCACAAAAACAAAUCAACCUUUGAAAUACUGUUAUUCCUCAACCUCGUACAUCUAAAACUGUCAAUCAUCAUCAUCAACAUCAUGCAAUGAAUCGCUGGAGCAACGCCUGGCGUGACAGGAAAGUACCACGGUUUCCUGCGGUUGGGUCGGUAGGCAACUAUUGGGUGAUCAGUAGGCUAUUCUAGUAGACGUUACUAUAAAGACAGACGUUGGAGCUCUCGACCAGUCAACGGUGUUACCAUCAGAAAGGUGUAAUCAAUUGGAUAUAAGGAUUAUUAUAAAGUAGUUGUGACGGUGAACGAACUGAAAAUGGGGAGAAAGAGGACAAGGCAUAUCAUAAUUCUCAGAGGACUCCCCGGAUCAGGGAAGUCAACUCGGGCAAGAUGUUGAGUGUGAGUGUGUGUGUUCUGUCUGAGUAGAUGUUGAGUGUGAGUGUGUGUGUUCUGUCUGAGUAGAUGUUGAGUGUGAGUGUGUGUGUCUACAGGGAUAUCUUGAAGGAGUAUGGGUCUGGAGAAGCCUUCAGCACAGACGACUACUUCAGGGAGAACGGGAAGAUGGUUGGGUUCCACAAGAAAUACCUGCAAGAAGCUCAUGAAUGGAACCGUAACAGAGUUCUUCAAGCCAUCAGAGGAAAAGUCCAUCCGAUCGUGAUUGACAACAUCAAUCUGCAGAAAUGGGAGAUGUGGCCUUAUGUCCGAAUGGCGUUUCGCCGUGGCUACUGGAUCGAGUUUGAGGACCUCCCUGCCAUUCCGUUAGAGAUUCUCGACAGACGGUGUCCUCAGAUCCCCAUGGAGGUGUUAGAGAGGAUGAACGAAGGUUAUGAGCCCGUAAAGAAAAUAUGGGACGUCAUCUAUGACUACAAGUCUAAAGAGAGGUGGAUGCCAAACCCAGAGAGACUGCAGAACCACUGGUGAUCAGGAGACCAAUACAAUGUUGUUGUUUUUUUUUGUGUGUGUGUGUGUGUGUGUGUGUGUGUGUGUGUGUGUGUGUGUGUUUAUGUGUGUGUGUGUGUGUGUGUGUUUAUGUGUGUGUGUGUGUGUGUGUGUGUGUGUGUGUGUGUGUGUGUGUGUGUGUGUGUGUGUGGAUUCGUUAGUGCUUCUAUCCUUGUGGGGACCUAAAAUCCCUGAAUGUCCCCACAAGGAUAGUAACACAAGGAAAACUACAUUUCCCACAUCCCCAUGAGGACAAUGGCUAUUUUAAGCAUAGAGGUUAGGUUAAGGGUUAGAAUUAGGGUAAUGGUAAGGGGUUAGUGGUUAGGUUUAAGGCUAGGGUUAGGUUUAGGGUUUGGUAUGGGUUAAGGUUAAGGUUAGGGUUAAGGUAAAGGUUUAGGGUAAGGGGUUAGGGAAAAUAGGAUUUUGAAUGGAAAUAAAUUUUAGGUCCCCACGAGGAUAGAAGAACAUAACAUGUGUGCGUUUGUUACUAUCCUUGUGGGUACUGCAAUCCCCCAAAGUCCCCACAAGGAUAGUAAAACAAGGAACAUUCUCCCACAUGGGCACAUUUCCCACGUGCCCACAAGGACAUUGGCUGUUUUAGGGUAAGGAGGUAGGUUUAGGGUGAGGGAUGUGUGUGUGUGUGUGUGUGUGUGUGUGUGUGUGUGUGUGUGUGUGUGUGUGUGUGUGUGUGUGUGUGUGUGUGUGUGUGUGUGUGUGUGUGUGUGUGUGUGUGUGUGUGUGUGUGUGUGUGUGUGUGUGUGUGGUGACUAUACCUGUGAUGAGAUGAUACAACUCAGGACCUCACACCCUAGUUCCCUUAUAGUACCCUGGUACUUUGGUAAUGUCACCUAAAUGGUGCUGUCUGAAUUGUCACCGAGGUGUUUCUCCAGGUUGUAUAGAAUAUAUUCCUCAUGUCAGAACAUGAAGGACCCUGAGAUGGGAAGUUUCGUUCACAUUUUCCUUUAAGGGCUCGAUUCAAUCCGUAUCGCAGAAGUCCAGUGCUAUAGACACAUGAAGCUUUUUUUGCCAGUCUCCUCGAACAUGGGGACAUUGCCUUUAAAUUUCAAUUGCGCUAUAGCUCUGACCUUUCAUGAUAUGUAUUGAAUCCAUGUCUACGUUUACAGAAAAACAGAAAUCAUCCCUGUAUGAUGCAAAAUGCAGCAUCAUAUAAUGUAAAAUGCCUCAUACGGGGAUGAUUAUUCUAUUUUGAAAGUUAAAUAUCUUGAAAACUUGAUUGCUGACUUGCAAAACAUUUUGGGACUAUGUCAACAAUUUACUAAUGAAACAAAUACCAAAAUAAAACACUUGGGUAGAGUUUUCCUUUAACUGUUAACACUCAGAUGGUUCUUAACUGUUAACACACUGAUGGUUCUUAACAGUUAACACUCAGAUGGUUCUUAACUGUUAACACACAGAUGGUUCUUAACUGUUAACACACUGAUGGUUCUUAACUGUUAACACACAGAUGGUUCUUAACAGUUAACACACAGAUGGUUCUUAACAGUUAACACUCAGAUGUUUCUUAACUGUUAACACACUGAUGGUUCUUAACAGUUAACACUCAGAUGGUUCUUAACUGUUAACACUCAGAUGGUUCUUAACUGUUAACACACAGAUGGUUCUUAACUGUUAACACUCAGAUGGUUCUUAACUGUUAACACACUGAUGGUUCUUAACAGUUAACACUCAGAUGGUUCUUAACUGUUAACACACUGAUGGUUCUUAACUGUUAACACACUGAUGGUUCUUAACUGUUAACACACAGAUGGUUCUUAACUGUUAACACACAGAUGGUUCUUAACUGUUAACACUCAGAUGGUUCUUAACAGUUAACACUCAGAUGGUUCUUAACUGUUAACACUCAGAUGGUUCUUAACUGUUAACACACUGAUGGUUCUUAACUGUUAAUACACUGAUGGUUCUUAACUGUUAACACUUUCUGUUUUUGUGGUUAAGCGAGAAAUGCUUCUGUUGUAGGAAAUGUUUCCUUUCCAUAUUGGAUUGCAGUGCCAAGCUUUUUUAAAACAAAAGUUUAGUUUUCUUUGGAAUAUUUCAGACACAUAAUAUACAAAUACACACCUCUUUUCUGCUCCCUUCUAUCCAUGUUUACAUCACAUAAAUAUUUGUAUGGAAUCUGUCUUGAGAAUAUUGCUUUACAAGUAAGGUAGUAUAGAGUUAGUAGCUGUUUUACAUGUGCUUUUCUACCCGUUGCUUUGUGCAGAUGUUGUUGAAUUAAAUGAAAACCCUUGUAAAAAAA